Messenger RNA from Opisthorchis viverrini, 1251 nucleotides. RefSeq lists its product as hypothetical. The coding region runs from base 1 to 1251 and encodes 416 amino acids. The transcript is spliced from 5 exons. Lineage: Eukaryota; Metazoa; Platyhelminthes; Trematoda; Opisthorchiida; Opisthorchiidae. Gene Ontology annotation, molecular function: protein binding. The record is from RefSeq and is a predicted model, not a curated record.
AUGUCUAUCCAAGAAACCCUAGCAGGAAAAUUCUUGGUCACUGGAGCUUCAAUGCGCCAUGAAUCGCCAAGCUUAAACAUUGAUAGCACAGAAAAGGAACCAGUCGCUAUUGUCUGCGCUCCCAACGGAACGGGCAGACCACGUAUUGUCGCACAGAGGACUAUCGAAGAAGGAACAUAUUUCGGUCCAUGGUUACUUUGCAAGACAAAAUUCGAAACAGAACAAGGAAUUGAACAAAAGAGUCUUCACGGAAAUUUCCGGUACAAACUUGCGCCCAGCGGCCUAUCACCCGGUCUUCAGUGGAUGUCCCUGGUUCAUGGAGAGUCCCACAAACCUCAGCUGAAUGAAACGAAAAGCCCAAAUCUAGUUCAGGUUGAAAUUUCCCAAGGUCAAAGCCCUUUCUUCAAAGGACCGCUUCCCCAGGCCGUUGGGUGUCAGGAAAGGAAACAUGUAUUUUUCCGAGCCACACGAAAAGUUCUACCUGGUGAGGAGUUGAUCUUGAACUGCGUCAAUCAGCUGGGCAAUGACUUCUCAGCAAACCAUGCGUUCAAUGAAACAGCUGAAAGUCUUUCAUGCACCGGUCCUCACCAGGGGCUCCCUGCAAUACCUUUGAACAAAGGACCCAUUCUUGACGCAAGUUCUUCAAAAGCUUACUAUAGAAAACAACACAACAAGGCUAUGGAUCCCAUGAAAGCUCAACUGUGUUGGCAAUCACUGAACAGAAAUUCAGCUGGCUGGACGGAAGAACUUCAGCCCUUCAAUAAAGUACAUCCGAGAGUCACGUGCCCAACGCAAGCUGUCGAUUUAUGUAACCAAAAGUUCGGCAAGUAUUUGUGUGCUGUCAAAGGGCAGGGAUUCGCGGAGGGAGCAAAAACAACACACGGGGAUCAGUUCAAUCUCCACUCAGCACAAAAUUUAAACGAAACCAAAGCUUUAUUCGACAGGCAGAAGAAGGAAUCGCCGGCCUUGUUGCUAUCUGCUCAUCGGUCAGUGGCUUCCACAGGUGAGAGUCCCAGAGGUCAGCUUCCACCUGCACAUAAAAAGGAAUCGUUCGAUGGUUCAUGCAAUCCUGAAUAUCCAGAGGAAGAACUGGGUUCGCAAUUCUACGGUGCUAUUCACACAAGGCUCACAGGUCUUUCACUGACCGGCAACGUCCGCGCACCAAACAACGGCGAGCGGAAUGAUGGCUCAGUAGCAUGGGUUGCGGUCGUCCCUUCCGACAACGGACUUGCGAUCACACGGAACUCAUGA